GCAGGCGGGGCUUAUCGCCGUGACAACAAGAUCAAAGUCUACAUUGUCAGUGAUAAGAGGAGUCCAGGGUCAGAGGUCACGUUGUGUUGAAGUGACAGCAAGAAAAGACGACUAAAGUUGCUGCAGGCUCCGCCCCUCAUUACUAUUACAUCACCCCUUCUUCAUCACAUCUGCCACAAAAAUGGCCGCCGGUGCGCCAACAGACAAGUUUCACGGCGUGUGGUGGAUCUUCUUGAUGCUGGGCGUGGGAACAUUGUUGCCGUGGAACUUCUUCAUGACAGCCACCACGUACUUUGUCAGCCGCCUGAAGGUCUGGUCCAAUGAGACGGCGGCGGGGGAGGAGCCUCAUGGCGUGCUUGAGGCCAGAUUUAGCAACGUGAUGACGCUGUGCGCCAUGUUGCCGCUCCUCAUCUUCACCUGCCUCAACUCCUUCCUGCACUCACGCGUGCCUCAGCGCGUGCGUGUGGCGGGCAGCCUGCUGGUCAUCAUGGUCGUAUUCCUGCUGACCGCCCUGCUGGUCAAAGUUCCCCUGGACCCGCCCAAAUUCUUCCUGGUCACCAUGGUCAACAUCGUCAUCAUCAACUCGUUUGGCGCCGUGCUGCAGGGGAGUCUGUUUGGGAUGGCGGCCAUACUUCCUGCCUCCUACACCACGCCCAUCAUGAGCGGUCAGGGUCUUGCCGGGACCUUCGCCGCCUUCGCCAUGAUCUGCGCCAUCGCAAGUGGUCGUGAUGUAGAAGAAGUUGCAUUUGGUUAUUUCAUCACAGCGUGUCUUGUAAUUUCUCUCUCCAUCUGCUCCUACUUCAUGCUGCCUAAACUGGAGUUCUUCCAGUUCCACGAGCAGCAGCAGGAGCGGCGGCAGAAAAAAGGUGAGGAGCAGGUCAAUUUGGCGAGCGAAGCUGACGCAGGAAGUGGCGAGGAGAAGGUCAACCUGGCGAGAGAAGCUGACGCAGGAAGUAGCAAGGAAGCGGCGUCCAUGGUGAAGAUCUUCCAGAAGAUCUGGGUCUUGGCGCUGUCCGUCUGCUUCACCUUCACCGUCACCAUCGGGACCUUUCCCGCCGUGGCGGCCGACACCAAGUCCUCUCUGGGCCAAGGAAGCUCCUGGGACUUGUACUUUGUGCCGGUGGCCUGCUUCCUGCUCUUCAACCUGUGUGACUGGGGGGGGCGGAGCCUGACGGCGUUCUGCACGUGGCCAGGAGAGGACAGUCGGCUACUUCCUGUUCUGAUGGUGGCCCGCGUGGCCUUUGUGCCGCUCUUCAUGUUGUGCAACGUGCAGCCCCGCCUCCACCUGCCCGUCUACUUCCAGCACGACGCCUUCUUCGCCGCCUUCAUGGUGGCCUUCGCCGCCACCAACGGUUACCUGGCCAGUCUGUGCAUGUGCUUCGGGCCCAAGAGAGUUCUUCCUCACGAGGCCGAGACGGCCGGCGCCAUCAUGGCCUUUUUCCUCUCGCUGGGGUUGGCUCUCGGCGCCGCCAUGUCCUUCCUGUUCAGAGUGCUGGUUUGACGCUGCCUCGUAAAUACGCCUGGCACUGCUGAUUAAAAAUGCUUUCAUCCUC
Nerophis lumbriciformis (worm pipefish) is the source of this 1553-nucleotide messenger RNA. RefSeq names its product equilibrative nucleoside transporter 1-like. Gene Ontology annotation, biological process: uridine transmembrane transport. Gene Ontology annotation, cellular component: plasma membrane. The record is from RefSeq and is a predicted model, not a curated record. Gene Ontology annotation, molecular function: nucleoside transmembrane transporter activity. Lineage: Eukaryota; Metazoa; Chordata; Actinopteri; Syngnathiformes; Syngnathidae.